Molecule: messenger RNA, 8294 nt
Organism: Apis laboriosa (Himalayan honeybee)
Lineage: Eukaryota; Metazoa; Arthropoda; Insecta; Hymenoptera; Apidae
Gene: KCNQ
Product: potassium voltage-gated channel subfamily KQT member 1
Exons: 24
Coding region: 1962-4010 (682 amino acids)
Biological process (GO): transmembrane transport; potassium ion transport
Cellular component (GO): membrane
Molecular function (GO): voltage-gated potassium channel activity
Source: RefSeq, a predicted model, not a curated record
GAUGCUAUGUAUCGAGUUAGUUUACUAGUUGGACAAAUGAGGCGCUAAAUGUCAACCAAUUUUAGUAUACCACUAAAUAACGAUCUAUUGUUAUACCUCUUGAAACGUAAAUGCUAAUUAAAACGACGCAGUUCUAAAUUGAACAUAUUGGUUUAUCCAGUUUAACUCUCCGAUAUUCUAAUUUAAGCUAUUUCCAUAUUUGCAAUUUAUAAUAGGAUAGAGCAACGUAUUAUCACGAUUCCACAACGAUUCGAUGUAUUAGAUAAGCAUGGAAAAAUAUAAACCCUGAAACUUACUGACAAAUUAAGCAUUCACCUAAGGCUGAUCGAUUACGUAUAUGUAUCACUGGACGGUUUUGUGUCCUUGAGAGUAGGAAAUGAAAUAUUCGUAAGCUAUGGUCUAACUUUUGUACGGAUGUUCAACUAAAAGGGAUAGUAUGGAUUGCGAUGAGAGUGGACGGCUUUUGUUAUUUGAGAAAUUUCAUUAUGAAGAAUGAUUGCAUGUGUUGUGAAUCUGCGCUAAAUAAUAAUUGGCGCGCCUGCUUAAUGAACGAAGGGGCACGAUGCGCGUGAGCGUAUGCGCGUUAAGUAGAGGCGCGCGUGUACGCCUCCUGUCAGAGUUGUCCGUCCGUAACGCCGCAGGACGAGUUGUCUCCGUAGAAAAGCCGCCUAUGGUGGUGGUAGCUCGCGAGUUUCUCGAGGGACCAUUUUUUUCCUUCAUCGUCCUACAGCUUUUCGCGCACAAUCGAUAGUCGAAGCGUGUAUAUCUCACGCGCCACGACGUAUACACGUUUUAUUAUUGUAAUUUUGUGCAAACGAAGGUUAGUGUACGACGAACAUUGUUCGGUUCAGUAAGCGCACGAAUCGAUUCGACCAGGAUGUCUCGAGGAAACAUCGACCAUGUACCUGCGAAUACAUCGAUGUAAUAUGUGAUCUGGAUAACCGCUCGUUUCUCUGGGUUAUCUCGACUCUUGGUUCACAUUUCGUUCCUUGAGCUUUUUUCGUGACAGAUCCCGACGAAAUAUGAUAAAGGAUCCGACAUUUGUCUUCGUAUGAAGAAGGAAUCAUUUAACACAGUUGCAGUAUUGCUCCCGGUGGAACGAUAUUAUAUGAGAAAUGUCUGCUUUUUGACAGGAUCAAAUAUUUUAUUUUUACAUUUUUUGUUGAAUAACGUUAACAAAUUGGCGAACGAAGGACAGGAAAAAAGGGGGAAAAAAAAGUAUCACGAUAAGCAAACAGCUGCCGGUCUACGCGUCUCCGCUUCGAUGACCGAAGUUAUGCGAAACCGAAGUCUAUAGACAGAAGAGUACAUAUGGGAAUGGUCAGGUCAAUAUAUGACUUAAAAAAGAAUUAAAAAUCGUGAAAUGAGAAUUACACGAUUCAGGAUAGAUUUGUUUAUAGGGAAAAUUAUCAUUGAUCUUUAUUUCAUAUUGUGAAGGAUGUAUCAUGAUGGAUAUUUGAAGGAUAUUUAUUUAAUUUUUGAUAACUAUGAUUGAAAAAUGGCAUUUGAUUCUAUGAUUCUAUGAUUUAUGAGGUUUGAUGUUAAAGAGAAGUCGAGAUAUCAAAAAGAAGAUAUUUUGAUGACAUUAUUAUCAAGAGUAAUACAUCAGCAAUUUUGAAGUUGUUCAGGAUGGAUAAGACAUCAUUAGCUUUCUAGGAAAAUUUUUUGAAGGUGUCAUUCAACAAAGAAAGUCAAAGAAAAUCUGAACUAGAAGUAUUCCAGUACAAACUGUUCAUCUCGAGAUUCUUUGUGAGCUGGGCAUGGUCUUAGGGACGACGGCGGGGCGAUGACGCUCUACCACCGUCGUUCGUCAUCGCCACGAGUCCCUCAGGACUCACCCUAUCUCCCGAACCCGAUCCUGAAAUUGGCCCUGAUCCUUGCCUCCGUUAACCAACGUUAUCAUUGUUUCUCGACGCGGAAACUGGCAAAGACGAACGCCAUUUGGGCGUUCGAGAGGAGGUAUGAAGGAUCGACCUCAUCGUCCUUACCGAGAUCAUCACGGACAGGCGAUGCCCUUGGAAGAAGUUCAGGGAUUGCUGCUUCCACCCUCCAGAACAGGUAACCGGGGACCUCUGACGAUUGUACAGGUUGGGAAAGGAAAUGGGGGCGGUGGAGAUGGCGGAAGUGAUUUACUGAGAUUGGAACCACCCUCGGAUUUAAGGCCAACUCCGUCGCCCUUGUCCGAAACGAGCGCAACAUUGCAGUCCGACAACAAUGAUACCUUUAGCGGAGGUGUCGAUCCACGAUUAUUGUUGGGCGCAAACACCGGGGGCGACCGUAACACGUGGGAGGGUCGUUACCGCGUGAAGGAGCAUCGGCGUGCUGGAAAAGCGACCUUUCAAGGUCAGGUUUACAACUUCCUGGAACGUCCCACCGGCUGGAAGUGCUUCCUAUACCACUUCUCUGUGUUCAUGGUGGUAUUGGUGUGCCUCAUAUUUAGCGUUUUGUCGACCAUAGAGCAAUACAGUAACUUCGCAAACGAAACCCUCUUUUGGAUGGAAAUAUGUUUGGUGGUAUUCUUCGGUGUGGAAUACUUGGUGAGAUUAUGGAGCGCGGGUUGCAGAUCGAAGUAUAUGGGUUGUUGCGGCAGGCUCCGCUUCAUACGGAAACCGAUUUGUAUCAUAGAUUUAAUCGUGGUGGUCGCGUCGAUGGUGGUGCUGUCUGUAGGAAGCAAUGGUCAAGUAUUUGCCACUUCUGCAAUAAGAGGCAUAAGAUUUUUGCAAAUAUUACGAAUGCUUCAUGUCGAUCGACAAGGUGGCACGUGGCGACUUCUCGGCUCUGUUGUUUUCAUCCAUCGUCAGGAGCUGAUUACGACACUGUACAUCGGGUUCCUAGGUCUCAUUUUCAGCAGCUACUUCGUGUAUCUUGCCGAAAAAGAUGUAAUAGGUCCCGAUGGAAAAACAGAUUUUUCCAGCUAUGCCGAUGCACUUUGGUGGGGCGUGAUUACUGUAACCACAAUCGGAUACGGUGAUACCGUCCCACAAACGUGGAUGGGAAAAAUAGUCGCCUCGUGUUUCAGCGUAUUCGCUAUAUCCUUUUUCGCACUUCCAGCCGGAAUAUUGGGCUCCGGUUUCGCGUUGAAGGUGCAGCAAAAGCAACGGCAGAAACACUUCAAUAGGCAGAUACCUGCCGCGGCAAUGUUGAUACAGUGCCUGUGGAGGUGUUACGCCGCCGACAAAGCCAUCAACAGCGUGGCCACGUGGAACAUUUACAUCAAGGAUCCGGCACCGACCGGACAACCCUCCACACCAUUGGGAAAGUUGAUUUGUGUAAAGAAGAUGUCUCUGAUGAUCCAGGUGGCAAAGAAGGCGAACGUGCUGAAGAGGCGUAAAUCGAGGAAUCGAAUGGACGUGCAACAGCAGCAGCAGCAGCAGCAACAGUCGUUGCCGCCGGUCACGAUAUCCGGUGGCAUGUCGAGCGGUGGCGCCACCGGUGACCAAAACGACAAUCAAAGGAUGGAGAACGAGGGAGACGUUAUCUUCUACAUGGAGGAACCGAAAGCGGGCACGCCUAAUCGUGCUAGACGCGACAAUCGGGGAAGCCUCUUCACCUCGCAGACGAGCUCCGUCACGGAGGCUACCAGCGACGAAAUCGACAUUGAUAUCGAGGAACCGCAGAGGGUUACCACGUUGACGGAGGCGCAUCGAAACGCCAUAAGGGCGAUCAGGAAGAUCAAGUAUUUCGUGGCCAGAAGGAAGUUCCAGCAGGCGAGGAAACCGUACGAUGUACGUGAUGUGAUCGAGCAGUACAGCCAAGGCCACUUGAACAUGAUGGUUCGAAUCAAGGAGUUGCAGAGGAGAUUGGACCAGACCCUGGGCAAACCGGGCAGCUACCUAGCAGGAAUCGACCGAGCGGGGAACGUGAAGCCAAUGACUAUAGGCGCACGCUUAUACAGGGUCGAGCAGCAGUUGUCCGUGAUGGACAAGAAAUUGGACCAGCUGGUCUACGUGCUGAACGCGGUGGCACAAAAGCAACAAAUACCCCUGAGGAGUAUAGAGGACGACGUGUAACAGAAAGCCCCCGGCGAGCUCGUGCCAUCUAUUUCGCGAUCAUCGGCAAUUCCAUGGACUUUGCCUCGUGUUACCAUAACCAACGUCGCGGCGAAUAUGUUAAGCAAAAGCGGUUGAAUCCGCGAUCGGCCUUGUGCACUCGGCUGCAAAUGCAGGGAUCUUUCUUACCUACGCGUACAUAGAUCAAAGUAACAUUCGAAAGAAACUGGAGAUACUGGACGAUUUUUGUUCUCGACGAUUGUUUUAUAUUAGUUAUUUAUGGAUUUCUUAUUGCUUAUUUGAUUGUCGAUUGAAGGAUAUUAAAUGAAAUGGAGAAGAAAUGGAUUAAGAAAUGGAUGAGGAUUUGGGAAAUUGAAAGAAACAACGAAUCACGAAAACGAAAGAAAAUGAUGGAAAAAAAUCGAAGUUAAAAGUUUAAGAUAGAUUUAAAAAGAUUCAAGAUUUCAAAAGUAAAAAUUAUGAAAUAAGUGGAAAAGAAGAGAUUGUGCAGUUAUUGGAUAAGGAUCGAUAAUUAAGAAUUUAUAACGAAUAAAAAAGAAGAAUUGUUUAAAAUUAAGAUUUAAUUGAUACCAAAAACUUAACGAAAGUUAAAAAUUUAUAUCUAUUUUUAAAUAAUAUGGAAUCUCGCCGAAAAAUCUCAUUGAACUUUAUACGAAAAUAUCCAAAGGAUUACAAGAAAAAAAAUCAUCUUUACUUUUUGCAUAAAUCUGGAACCAAGAAUGAAUUAAAUAUUAUUCAAUUUUUAAAUUAUUCAAAUAUUUAAUUCAAUUAUCAUAAAAAAAACGAAUAAGAAAGAUAGUACCUGAACAUUCAAAGCAAAGGAUCUAUAUAUAAUCAGAAAAUCGUCCAAUAUACAGAAACUCCUUUAUAAUCGCAAAGAAACCAAACUAAAAAAGAAAUAAAAAAAAGAAAAAAAUAAAAAAUAUAAAAAAAAAGUUUUCUUUGACAUUGUUCGUACCUCGUCUUAAAGAAAAGAAAAGGAAAAAAAGAACUAGAAAGUAAAAAAAAAGAUUCGUAAAAUCCUCCAGCCCAGAGGGCGCUUAUCUCCGGGAAGAAAUCGAUCUAGAUCCUAUAAAAGAAUUUGGCAGGAGCAAAGCUCACUUUAAACGUCGUCGCUUACAUAUACUUCCUCUACUGAUACUGAUCAGUGGUCCUCGAAGAAUAGCUUUCAUAAAACCGAUCACGCUAAACGCACAGGAAUGAUUGUUCUCUUCGAACAAACUUGGGAACCGAUGGAACAACGUUGGGAAAACGUUGGAACAAUAUAAAGUUAAAUAAUAAAUUGAAAAUAAAAAUAAUAAUAAUAAUAAUAAUAAUAAUAAUAAUAAUAAUAAUAAAAAUAAUAAUAAAAAUAACGAAAAACAAUGGAAAAUAUAUUCAUCAUGUCGAUCGUGAGUUCUCGAUAUAUAAUCAGGAGAGAUCGAUGUUUUUGGACGAUUUAAAAGCAAACGCAUCGAAAGAUCGAUCGAUAAAAAGGUGUUUAUAUGGUAGAAUGGUGAUAAGUCGAUCGGUAAUAAAGAAUUUGUUCCGAAAAAGCAGUUUAGGUACGCGAGAGAAAUGAAUGCAAACGUAUUGGGAACAUCACUUGGGCCAACUAGGAAUAAUAGAGAGGAACAAUAAGCAAAUAUAAAGAAAAACUUCCUAGGCGAGAUAUAUCUCUAUAGGCUAUACAUAAUAUAUUAUAUAUAUAUAUAUACACAUAUACAUACAGAUAAAACUUCUAGUCUCUGCUGGUAAUAACGAUCAAUUAUUAAGCCUUAAAAUUAAUCACGAACUUUGAAUAUCUUAUUGCUAAUCUAAUUAGAAAGGAAUCGAAAUACAUAUGUGUAUAACUGCGUGUACCAAUGGGUACAUGUAUUGUACAAAUACGCGGUAUCGAGUUCUAUAUAUACAUUGCUAGAAAAUGUUUUUUUUUCCCUCUCUCUCUCUCUCNUCUCUCUCUCUCUCUCUCUCUCUCUCUCUCUCUCUCUCUCUCUCUCUCUCUCUCUUUCCUUUCGAUUUUUAGCACAAACGCGCCAUCUUAUAUUGAAUACGCGAGAACGUUACACAUAUAUAUAUACGUUGCAUAUGAAUGCUUUGAAAAAUAAUAAAAAUGUUGAAAUAAUAUCGUCUCCUCAUACGAUUGUAGCGAACAGAUUUUUAUUAUAAAAAAAAAAAANNNAAAAAAAAAAAAAAAAAAAAAAGAUCGCAUCACCCUGUUCGAUAUGGGUGUUCGUUCCUUUUGCGAGCUGCAAAUUCUUUUGGGCUUGCAUUUAGCGAUCUUUCAAAUAGUGAAUGAAGCAAUAUUACUUGGAUGUACAGGAUAUUCGAGUUGCUGUUUUUAAAUUUUUUUUUUUAUUAUAUUAGAUUUUUUUAUAUAAAAAAAAUUAUUAAUUGAUGAUUGAAUUAAUUAUAAAAUGACAGUAUUUGAAUCAUUUUGAUCUCGUUCGUAAUAUUGUAUAUGUCUUUCGGAAAUAUGUUUUGUUUCGUAUUAUAAAGGGGAAUGGAACACGCGAUGUAAAUAGAAUCGCUCGUCGCUUGUAUCGACUGUGUGAUUCGACCGCGACAUUAUGCUCGAGACCAGAAAGAGCUACGCACGUACGUCGUACGAGAGUGCGUAUCAAAUAAUUUUAAUCUAUUUAAAAAUUGAAAUAAUAAAAAAAACUAUUAAUAAAAUAUUGAAAAUUCAAAACAACGGUGCGUGAAAAAGGAAAUUUUAAUAAUAAUUGGAAAUUAUUUAUUUUCAAGAAUAAAAUUCGGGGAAAUAUUCAAAGAACUUUCAUUCACACAUUUCCACAUAUUUUUUUAUUGCUUUAAAUAAAACUGUCGUUAUAUCACGAACAUCCUGUAUAAGCCCAUACCGCUCGUGGACGUAUAUAAAACAUAAAGAAUCUUACAUUCUAGUAUGCCACGAAAUAUGUGAAAGAAACAAUGGCGGUGUAUAUAUACAUAUUUCAAGAGUAAAAUAAUAAUAAUAAUAAUAAUAAAAAUAAAAAAGAGAAAGAAAAACAGAAAAUCGGAUUAUAUUCUGCAUAUAUAUACAUAUUAUGAUAUAAAUACAUUUAUAUUUUCUACGUAGGUUAUCGAAUACGUAUCGGCACGUAAAAAACCGUUAUUAAUCGACACCGUUAAGAUAUUAUAUGCGUAAAACUCACGUCUAAUUUCUAAGCGAUUUGUGUGUAUGCGUGAGUGUGCGUGAUGUAGUACAAGAAACAUUUUCCCACUUCUUAUUUCUCAUCCUUCGUUGACCAUUCGAGUGUAAAAGAAUAUAAAAAAAUUUAAAUAUGAAGAAAAAUAACCAAAUAUAUUUCUCUACAAGGCUUAAUAAUCUGCAGUGAUUAUACUAAUAAAUUAAACAAACAAGAUCACAUUUCAAAUUAUUUGAAAUAUAUUCAAAUUAUUUGAAUAUAUAAAAUUUUAAUAAUAAUUAUUAUUAUUUUAAAUUCCUAAAGAUUUGCAAAGUUCUUAUACGUGCAAAUGAAUGACUAAUUUUAUUUGUUUAUAACAUCCUCUAUCCUUUCCAAAUCUAGAAGCUGCUAAUCUAGAAACGAUCAAAAUAACCACUUGUUUAAAAGAAAAGGAAUUUUAAUAAUUAAAAAAAAAAAUAUUCAUUUAUUCAAGAAGAAAGAAUAUUAUCUCAGAAUAUCAAUUUUCUAAUUCUUUAAAAUAGUUAAUCGAUUGGAAUAACUAUUAUUGAAAGGAAUAAAACAAAAAAAAAUUUUUCUCUCGAAUGGUUGAAAUCAACGGGCAUCCUUUAUCUUAUUUUGAAAUUCUAUAUUGUUCGUUUUCGCGAGACACACGAAAUCUGAUCUCUCGAAAUUCACGAAAGUGUUUGCAAAGCGUCUCGUUUUAAUCUCGACUACUCACGACUACACACACACACAUACUCUCUCUCUCUCUCUCUCUCUCUCUUUCAUCUCGAAGGUUUAAUCGAUCUCUCUGCGCGGGAAGGACCAGUCUCUUGUUAACUAGGAUUACAUUUAUCGUCGAGCGAAAUAUUGCACUGAAAAUAUCUAUCGUCUUAACUUAUAUUAAAGUAAUGCAAAUUUGUAUAUAAUAUAUAUACAUAUAUAUAUAAUACAUAUAGCAAGGUAGGAAACAAUUUCUCAAGCGAAGCUGCUUUUAGGAGUAUUUUGAAAUCGAGUGGGCGGAAGGAAGAUCGUGUAAGCGCUUUAAUUCCGUGUCUUUUAAAAUUCUUCGCGCUCUUUUAUAUAAUACAUUUCAAAUUCUUAAUUCGUUUUAACAAAUCGAAAUUUUGAAAAUAUUUUAAAAAGAAAGAAAUUUUCGAUAAAUUAUCUUCAAAAA